AUGAUGGGAUGCGCCCUCUCGUACUUCCUCACCCGACCCAAUAGUGCCGGAGCGGGGAAGCGGUUAGUCUGCCUCGAAGCCAAGGACGUGGCGAGUGGCGCCUCCGGCCGGAACGGGGGACAUGUCGGCCCGAAGACGUACGCUCUGUGGCAUCAACUCCAGCAAGAAUACCCUCUCGGCGCGGGUCUCAGUCCUGAAGAAGCGACAUGGGUGAUGCAGAACGAGAGGGAUAAUCUCGAUCUCGUCGAGUCUCUCGUAAAGACGGAGGGACUUGAUGUUGAUUUCUGGCGCGGCGAAUUACUCGAAACUCACCAUGAUCUGGAACGUACGCGGUGGGCUAAGGAACAGUAUGGGAAAUGGUUGGCACAGCGCCGCCGAAUGGGAUUGCACGGCGACGACUCGCGUUUCGUCGAUCACGCGGGCGAGGCUGAGCGCCUGAGCCGCUUCCGAGGCGUCACGUCCGUCCACAUCCGCCCUGGUGGCAGCGUUCACCCUGCGAUCACGCCCACAACCCCGUUCUCAGGGGAUGGGGCGCUGGGAAACACAUACAACACGCUAGAUGGGCAUUACCUCGUCCGUACUGGGAGUGGCGAACUCGUCCUCGGUGGUGGGACGGCACCGCUCGUGCGGUCAGGAAAGGUACCGCUGUCAAAAGUUCAUGGCAACGAGGACGACAGUGAGGCAUCCAUCGAUCCGGCGAUUACGAGGGACCACGCGAUUUUUAUGCGCAAUUUCAUCGGAUGGGGACCGGAAGCAUACGGCGAGGGCCUGUUUGCGGGACAUGGGAUGGCGCGCAUUUUUGCGGUUGCACGCGGGUACGCUGAUACCCUCAAGACUGGGGUUUGGGAUGAGGCUCUGCUGCCCAAGUGCUUCAAAAUUACGGAGGAGCGGUUAGCGCGCGCGGAGGAGUCACAUGCGCGGUGGGUUAGGGAGCGCGGGCCGGCCUGUAAGGUCGUCGAAGGACAGAUUGUUGAUGGCGCCAAGGCCAAGUUGUAG
Cutaneotrichosporon cavernicola is the source of this 996-nucleotide messenger RNA. RefSeq lists its product as uncharacterized. Bases 1 to 996 code for a protein of 331 amino acids. The transcript has 5 exons. Gene Ontology annotation, molecular function: oxidoreductase activity. Lineage: Eukaryota; Fungi; Basidiomycota; Tremellomycetes; Trichosporonales; Trichosporonaceae. The record is from RefSeq and is a predicted model, not a curated record.